GCAACCCCCAACAAUGCUCAGGGAGAGGCUGAACGUAUAAAAAGGCAGAUCAACAGUUGUUGACUGCACUCUCCACUUACCCUGACAGACUCUACCAAGCUCCCAGACAACUGAAAAGAGAACUCUUCCAAAGAUCUUCCAGAGAUGGCAAAGGUUUUCAAGAAGACCAGUCGUAAUGGAGGGCUCUGCCUCUACCUGGGGAAGAGGGACUAUGUGGACAGCAUGACCAGUGUGGAAACAGUUGAGGGUGUUGUGUUGCUGGACCCAUCAACUCUUGGAGACAAGAAAGUGUUUGUGCAGCUGGCAUGUGCCUUCCGGUACGGUAAUGAAGACCUGGAUGCCGUAGGCCUGUGCUUUAGGAAGGACAUCUGGAUCCAUCAUAUUCAGAUCUACCCUGAGUCCCACAAGCCUACUCUGACCCCCAUGCACGAGACCCUGCUGAAGAAGGCUGGAGACAACGGAUACCCUUUCACUUUCGAUAUUCCCAAGAACCUGCCAUGCUCAAUCUCUCUGCAGCCUGGACCAGAUGACAAGGGGAAGGCUUGUGGUGUUGACUUUGAGGUAAAAACUUACCUUGCCAUGGAAAAGUGCAACCCUGAUGAGAAGAUUGAGAAGAAGGACUCAGCUCGCCUUAUCAUUCGUAAAAUCCAGUACGCCCCCUCUGAGGCGGGUGCUGGGCCGAAGGCGGACAUCUGCAAAAGCUUCAUGAUGUCGGACAAGCCUGUUCACCUGGAAGCUUCAUUGGAGAAAGAUCUCUACUAUCACGGUGAAGCAAUCCCAAUUAAAAUCAAAAUCAACAACGAGAGCAACAAAACAGUCAAGAAAUUCAAAAUCACUGUGGACCAAACCACAGAUAUUGUCCUCUACUCAGCAGACAAAUAUACCAAGGCUGUUCUGAACACGGAGUUUGGAGAGACAGUGGAGCCUGAAAGCACCUACGAAAAUACUCUGAGCAUCACCCCCCUGCUGACUGAAAACAAGGACAAAAGGGGACUUGCACUGGACGGACAACUGAAAGAGGAGGACACUAACUUGGCCUCCACCACUGUACUGGGACCGGGUGCAGAAAAAGAGGUGUUGGGAAUUUUAGUUUCCUACAAGAUUAAAAUUACCCUCAUGGUGGCAGGAGGAGGCCUGCUGGGCGGCCUUACUGCCAGCGAUGUCUCAGUGGAGGUGCCAGUAAAGCUCAUGCACCCCAAACCUGAAGAGUAAAGACCACUCAGCAGAGUGGAGGUUGAGAAGAAACCCACAGAAUGACAGGAAGACAACGAGGGGGCGUGACACAAGACAGAAAAGAAGAAGGAUGUGACUGGUGUGUGGUGAAUGAAUCAACAAUAACUGAGCAACUGAAGAGAACAACCUUUUCAACACACCGUAUGGAUACACGAACAGAUGUAACAUCAGACCCCUCACAGAUUGUGUUGGUCUUUUUGUUGUUUAACUACUCUAAUUUAGCUAUAGAAGAAGUAUUCAGACUGCAAAAUAGUAUCCAACAUUUAGAGACACAAUAUUCUUUUCACCUCACUUCAGAGUAUGAGGGAAAGAUGGAAACUCAUUUGAAACCCAUGAACACCACUGUUCUUUGGAUUGCAUUGGUACACUGAUCUAUUACUUUGACUUGCCCUUUUCUCUUUCUGAAAUGUAUCAGAUUAUGUUUUUGAUGUCAAGUUGAAUAACCCGUAAUACAAUAAAAUGUACUGUAAAAUCAGAA
Molecule: messenger RNA, 1711 nt
Organism: Perca fluviatilis (European perch)
Lineage: Eukaryota; Metazoa; Chordata; Actinopteri; Perciformes; Percidae
Gene: arr3a
Product: arrestin 3a, retinal (X-arrestin)
Exons: 17
Coding region: 145-1212 (355 amino acids)
Biological process (GO): G protein-coupled receptor internalization; signal transduction; visual perception
Molecular function (GO): G protein-coupled receptor binding
Source: RefSeq, a predicted model, not a curated record